AGCGGGCGGCCGAGGGCGCGGAGCGGCGAGCCCGGCAUCCCGCGCAGCCCGCCCGGCGUGCCCGCGGCCAUGGAGCAGGACAAGUACCUGCCCGAGCUGAUGGCCGAGAAGGACAGCCUGGAUCCCUGCUUUGUUCACGCGAUGCGCCUCCUGGAAGACGAAAUGGAAAGAUUUCAGGGUUCAGAAGGCAAGAAGGAAGAUGAAGAAAAGAAAUAUCUUGAUGUUAUCAGCAACAAAAACAUAAAGCUGUCAGAGAGAGUUCUGAUCCCUGUCAAACAAUAUCCAAAGUUCAAUUUUGUUGGGAAAUUGCUUGGACCAAGAGGAAACUCUUUAAAGAGGUUACAAGAAGAAACAGGUGCAAAAAUGUCCAUCCUGGGAAAAGGAUCCAUGAGGGAUAAAGCUAAGGAGGAAGAACUAAGGAAAAGUGGAGAAGCCAAAUACGCACACUUGAGUGAUGAGCUCCAUGUAUUAAUUGAAGUGUUUGCUCCACCUGGGGAGGCGUAUUCUCGUAUGAGUCAUGCCUUGGAAGAAAUAAAAAAAUUCCUGGUUCCUGAUUAUAAUGAUGAAAUUCGCCAGGAGCAGCUGAGAGAACUUUCGUAUCUGAAUGGUUCUGAGGAUUCAUCACGUGGACGGGGCAUUCGAGGAAGAGGGAUCCGUGUGCCACCUGCAGCUCCUUCAAGGGGACGUGGCGGUGCCAUUCCUCCGCCGCUGCCCGGACGAGGAGCCCAGGCGCCGCGCGGCGCGCCGGUGACCCGCGGGGCGCUCCCCGCGCCGCCGGUGGCCAGGGGCGUCCCCACGCCCCGAGCCCGCGGCGCCCCGUCCGUGCCCGGCUACCGGCCGCCCCCGCCGCCCGCGCACGAGGCCUACGACGACUACGGAUACGAUGAUGGAUAUGGGGGUGAAUAUGAUGAUCCAAGCUAUGAGGCAUAUGAUAACAGUUAUGCCACCCAAACGCAAAGGCUGAAACUAGGGGGAUGGGGUCACCUGUGGAAGAGGUCAUGACAGAGUCUCAGAAUCAGGCUGGAAUGAAACCCACAGUAAGUCUGCCUGCCUGAACAAGCUAAGAGGCGUCUCAAGCACACUUUGAAAUGGAGCAAAGAAGCAACCUGAAGACAGAGAAAAGCAGGACUCUCACAAUGUAAGUGCCACCUGUAACUUAUUAAGAUGGGGAGGCUUAUUUUAGAAAUAAGAGGAUUAUGGGUUAUGACAGUCUAUAUUGCAUGGAGGUAUGUCUUGCUUUAAAUAGCAGAAGAUGUAUUUGUAAAGCCAUUUUCUCUCCUUAUGUUCCUGUCCCAUAAUGACAACUCAGAACCAAGAUCAAACCUCAGGACAGAUUUAAAUUAACUGUCUGUCCUUCCCAGCUGAGUCUGUAAGCAUUAUUUGCAGGAUUCUGUGAAAGGCUACGCAUUUUCUGAGGACAUUUAGAAACCCUACUCAUUUUAGAAAUUUUUUUCUUACAGAUGUCAAAAUAUAGUUUUUAAGGUAAAUACAAUGAAUGCAAGAAGAACAAGGAAACAACCAUAUCAGUGGUCAGGAAAAGACAUUGUAUCUGACAUAUUUCCCAUGGGCAAUAAUGCACUGUAAUUUGAAUUUUUCAAUGACCUUGUUUUCCUCUCCCUUCCCCUCCCUUCCAUAUAAUGUGAAGGUGGAUCUCAUUGAUAAGAAUAUCUGCCUGUGCAGACACACCAAGAGAUAUUCAGUAGUUGUUAAGUUCAUACACUAUUCUCUGUGUACUUGAAAAGAAGGCAGAGGACACUCAAAACCUUUCUGCCAUCUAGAUUUAUCUCCCAAAGCUCUAGUCUGGCAAAUUUAUUUAAAAAAAUAUAGACAUAAUAUACAAAAUGAUAGAAGUGUUAAUUUCCAACUCAGCUGUUACACAGAAAAUGUAGGAGAAUCCUAUUAGCUUUCAAAAUGUAAUGCAGUUUUUGAUUUUCUAAUGCAGGAGCUUUUAAAUGUGUUGAUCUAUCACCACAGGACUCAUGGGCUGAGAUCGCUAGAUCACCAGAAGAAAGGAUGCAAAGUUUUGUGAGGAGAUGUAGAAGAUCAGCCUCUUUGGUUACUCAGAGGUUGUUUGGAAUCAGACUGUCCCACAUGCAAAGUGUGGUCAGACUUCUCAGCCAAGACCAACAGAAUAAUCUGGUGAAAAUGGAUCAUUUGGUGAUGAAUCACGAUGGCCAACAGAGCCACCUUCAGCUCUGCUACCACAUCUGCAGUCAUCUCCACUGGCCUUUGUGUCUCUGCCAGCACCAGCAGUUUCAUUUCAAAGAUAGUAUGUCUCACAACCAAAAAAGAUACCAAGGAAGCCAGGGACUGACUGUCCGGUCAUGGGAUGAACGGGAAGGGUAUAUUCUCUUUAAUUCACUUGUGCCCAACUUAUCCAGCAUACCUAGUGUAAACACUGGUGCCUAACAGAGGAGUAAAGGAAGACAAGGAUUAUCUGAUGAAGCUUAAAAUUUGAGUUUGAUAUUAUUUCCCUGUUCCAUGAUGCCUGGCAUGAGCAGUCAUCCAUGAAUCCAUUCUGGUUUUUGUGAACAGGUAGAUGGUAUAUUGGUAAUGGCUUUCAGGUCUGCUUGCCUGGCUUUUUAUUCUGCCUUUUUUCUGUAUAGCUUUUGUUAAAAACAUAGUUCAGCAAGAAAAUUAGUUGCCGGUGUGUGCUGUUUAAAGAAAGAAGAGCUCAUGACUCCCACCUUAGGCUGUAAAUAGACUUGUAAAUAUCAGGAAACCCAUAACUUACUGACAAGAAGAAUAAAUAAUUCAGUGAUAAAAGACAGAUGAAAAUAGUGUACAAUGUUGCUGUUACAGAUUCCAUCCCACAGCAGUACAAGCCUUGUGAUGGCAUGUUGUCAUCCUUGCUGUGACUGCAAGAAGACAUAGGUAAAAAGCAUUUCUCACACCUGUCUGCACCCAGCCUCACUAAUAAUAAUAACAACAGUAACCCAAUGUAAGACCUUGAAGCAAUUCUUGGCAAAAUACUUACUGUUAAUCUUGCAAAUAAAUUAUUUAAUGCUUUAGGCAGCAGUCCUCUGGGCAGACAUUUCAUGCUGGUAUGCCAUCAUUUUGGCCAAAGAACUUCUUUUGGUCUGUCAGACUCACACAUCAAACCCAUCCUGCAUCUGCUGAGGAAAUAAACAAACUUCUGUUUCUGAUUGGAAUUGCAUAUUAUAGGCCAUGUCAUCUCUGAAUUUCCCCUCUAAGAGGUUAAUGAUAGUACAGAAUCUAAGUUUUAGCAUAAAGAAAGAUGGCACUAAUAUAUUUGGAAUAAAUUCUAAGUAGUUCUUGCAAGAUUUGAAGACUGACAACAUUGUGUUAGAUAACUGCUAAAAUGGAAUUAUCUUAGAGGACUGAAGAAGAAAAAAAGGUGCAGUAACAGAAAUUCAAGUUGACUGAUACCCUUCACCACAUGGAAUUGUGUUUAAUUCAAAAGGUACAAUAAUACCUAAAGUUGUGCUGUUAUGUGCAAAGUCCAGUUGGGCAUCUGUUUCUUAAUACUAGGAACAGAAGUAAAAGGACAAAAAUGCUGCCUGUGUCCACUAUGCUGCUAUGGAAAAUAGAUACUAUGACGUAUCAAUGUAGUUUUACCUAUAGCAAAAUCUAUCUGUUCAUCCUCUAAUAGGUGCUACAUUCUUCUAAUUACGCAUACCCACAGAAAAUUUCACUAGCAUAUUCAGCCACUGAAGUUGAAUAUAUGACAAGUUAUUGACUUUGAAAAUAAACUGUUUUCCCUGG
Molecule: messenger RNA, 3726 nt
Organism: Lonchura striata (white-rumped munia)
Lineage: Eukaryota; Metazoa; Chordata; Aves; Passeriformes; Estrildidae
Gene: KHDRBS2
Product: KH RNA binding domain containing, signal transduction associated 2
Biological process (GO): regulation of alternative mRNA splicing, via spliceosome
Cellular component (GO): nucleus
Molecular function (GO): mRNA binding; poly(A) binding
Source: RefSeq, a predicted model, not a curated record